GCUCUUCUUCUUCUCCUUCUUCAUUCUCCUUUCUACCAACUUAUCUUCCUUCCUUCCCUCCUUCACUCCUUCAAUCAAUCAUCAAUCAAUCCGAAACACAAUCAUUCAAAAUGAACCCCCAUCAACAGAAUAAGAUCGAUACCAGCUCGCUGAGCCCCGAUGAGCAACGUCUGUUGCGCCUCUAUGGCAAGAUGCCCAACAAGAAGGAUCUCCUGCAGAACAAGCUCAAGGAACGCAAAUACUUCGAUUCGGGUGACUACGCCCUCAGCAAAGCAGGCAAAGCCUCAGACGUCGGCGUCACCAACAUCGGCUCCCAACAUCCUGUUCCGGAGAACAUCCCCCACCUGACCGCCACCUCCCCGGGCGCCAACAACCCCGCCGCCGCCGGCAAUGGAGGCAGCAUCAGCGCCCAAGGUGGACAGCAGAUUCCCGGCAGCAUCAGCGGACAUCCGGGCUCUAUCGGGUUUCAGAGCCGCAGCCCGGUCAAGGAAGCCAGCUUCCUGCAACGAGGCACCAGCGUCGAUGAGGCCGACGGAAACAACAUCGAUGCAGUCGCAUCCCAAGAGCCCACCGAUGCCGACAGUGUGAGCCCGCCCCCAACCCGGGGUGGUGUUCCCAUCCGCCAAUAAAUCAUUUCCCGUAUUUCGAUUUCAUCAUUCAUGUGACUCUGCAUCUGAUAUUCUACUUUCGUACAUGGUUUGUUGGCUCCGUCCGGUGAUCGGUGGUAUUUAAAAGAGAGUUCUGGCGCCAUGGAUUCCCACGUCACGUUGUUCU
Molecule: messenger RNA, 774 nt
Organism: Aspergillus homomorphus CBS 101889
Lineage: Eukaryota; Fungi; Ascomycota; Eurotiomycetes; Eurotiales; Aspergillaceae
Product: endosulfine family protein
Exons: 3
Coding region: 111-629 (172 amino acids)
Cellular component (GO): cytoplasm
Molecular function (GO): protein phosphatase inhibitor activity
Source: RefSeq, a predicted model, not a curated record